UCUCGCAUAUCAGAGCUUUAUUUUCACUGAAAGUGGAAUCUGUUCUUCAUUAUAAGUAAGGAACUUCGUGUGACUAUAUGUUAAGUGUAAGAACAGCUGAUCACCUGUAUAGCUCCGAUUGGACGGCAAAUACGCUUACCUGGUAGCAGUUAAAUGUCCUCAGAAGACAUCGAAGCCCAGGAGGAUGAAUUACUUGCCCUUGCUGGUAUUUAUAAUGAAGAUGAAUUCAACAGGACUGAAUCUUCCCAGGGUGGUGAAAUUAGGAUCUGUCUCACAUUGCCACCACAUUUUAGAGUGCUGGUUGAUGGCAGAAAUGAACAACUUGAAUACAUAGUUGAGUUUUUGCCACCAAUUAUCCUGAGAUUUGAUCUGCCUGUAGACUACCCAUCAGCGUCUGCUCCAGCAUUCACACUUCAUUGCAAGUGGCUUUCUGAAAGUCAGCUUACCAGUCUUUGUACGCAACUUGAUGGUAUUUGGAAAGAAAACAAAGGAUGUGUUGUUUUAUUUUCUUGGAUGCAGUUUCUCAGAGAAGAAACUCUCCAUUUCUUGAAUAUUGGCUCUUCAUUACUGUUAAAGCCGUCUGAGAUGAGAAGAUGUUAUCCUCAACCUUUGGUUUUCAUGGAAACUGAACAAGCAGGUAUUGCCAAGGCAGAAGAUGCAGUGGGUGCAAUCUGUUGUGACCCAAGAGCUGCACAAGAUGUGGAAUCAUGGGCAAAUAUUCUGCCAGAAAUCCUAGAUUUUAACCAACAUCAGAAACAAAAAUGUUUCAACAAUAAAAUAUAUUCCUGCAAAAUCUGCUUUUUAGCAAAACUCGGAAGUGAUUGCCUAUGUUUUACAAAGUGUGAACACGUGUAUUGCAACAGUUGUCUGAGAGAAUAUUUUGAAAUCCAGAUUAAGGAUGGUACUGUUCACUUACUCAACUGUCCAGAACCAGAGUGUCCUUCUGUUGCCACUCCAGCACAGGUAAAACAACUUGUUGGAGAGGAGGCAUUUUCCCGUUAUGACCAUCUCUUGCUUCAGAAUGGUCUGAGCCUAAUGACAGAUGUUGUUUACUGUCCACGAUUAAGCUGUCAAACUGCAGUGCUGAAAGAGCCAGACAGUGAAAUGGCUGUCUGUAAUAGCUGCUUCUUUGCAUUUUGCACCAAGUGUAAUCUGACUUACCAUGGAGUUGCUCCUUGUCAUAAUGAAGUAGCAGAAGAAUUAGGUAGUCCAGUAAAUGAAAACUGUGAAAGCACCGAUGAUUCUGAAGGAGAUUAUGAUGAAGAAAUAUACAGAAUGGUUUCCAGAAAAAAACUAGCACAACGAUAUCAGAAUGAGAAAUGGGUUAAAGAAAACGCCAAAGUAUGCCCUAACUGCCGCUCACCUGUACAGAAAGAUGGUGGGUGCAAUAAAAUGACUUGUGGUCGCUGUGGAAGUUUCUUCUGCUGGGUCUGCUUAGCUCAUCUGAAACAAAAUCCAUAUGACCACUUCCAGGAUCCAGAUUCGCCAUGCUCAUCUCAACAGUUGUAACAUCUGAAAUUAAAGCAAUAUUUGCUGCAGAAGAUGCAUUCCAGAUACAUUAAGAAUGUUUAACAAUCAUCAGUGAAACUACGUUCAGUAAACAGAUACACAUUUCCAGAAGGGAAGAUCAAUACAUUUUUAUUACAUAUUUAUUAUAGAAGACUCUGAUAAAAACACAAUUUUAUAUAUUGCAUUAUCAAGUUCUAUACAUAUGUAUUCCUGUUUAUAUCUGGGCAUACCAGCUGACACAGGGAUGGAUGUUAUACUAGAGUUUCCUGUAUUAAAUUAAAAGUAUCUGCUCUUUUCCUGAAGCUAAAUGAACUGAAUUCCAUAUUAAGGCAAGUUAUUGUCAAUACUUUGAAUAGCAUCCUAGCUUAUAGAAUUUGUAUGCAUGCAGUAAGACAGAUAAAGCAUGCCAGUAUAAAAUACAAGGUUUUAAAAAAGUGUCCAGUGUUAUAACUACUGUAAUUGACUUGGCAUGCUGUACAAAAAAUAAAAAUUAUGUUGU
Molecule: messenger RNA, 2008 nt
Organism: Protopterus annectens (West African lungfish)
Lineage: Eukaryota; Metazoa; Chordata; Ceratodontiformes; Protopteridae
Product: E3 ubiquitin-protein ligase RNF14-like
Exons: 8
Coding region: 154-1509 (451 amino acids)
Biological process (GO): positive regulation of proteasomal ubiquitin-dependent protein catabolic process; protein polyubiquitination; ubiquitin-dependent protein catabolic process
Cellular component (GO): ubiquitin ligase complex; cytoplasm
Molecular function (GO): ubiquitin protein ligase activity; zinc ion binding; ubiquitin conjugating enzyme binding
Source: RefSeq, a predicted model, not a curated record